UGCUCCUCCAAGGAAAGAGAGGACCAAGCAAUGAUGAAGACCAUGUCCGGUGGAAACUGCACCUUGAAUGUGCCAGCCAAGAACUCGUACCGCAUGGUAGUGCUGGGAGCCUCCAGGGUGGGGAAAAGCUCCAUUGUCUCACGAUUUCUCAAUGGCCGGUUUGAGGACCAGUAUACUCCCACCAUUGAGGAUUUUCACCGCAAGGUCUACAACAUCCGGGGAGACAUGUAUCAGCUGGACAUCCUGGACACCUCCGGGAAUCACCCUUUCCCUGCUAUGAGGAGGCUUUCCAUCCUGACAGGGGAUGUUUUCAUCCUGGUAUUCAGCUUGGACAACAGAGAAUCCUUUGAUGAGGUCAAGAGGCUCCAGAAACAGAUCCUUGAGGUCAAAUCUUGCCUGAAGAACAAGACCAAGGAAUCAGCUGACCUCCCCAUGGUGAUCUGCGGCAACAAAAAUGACCACAGUGAAAUCUUCCGCAAGGUACGCUCAGAUGAAGGUGAGAACCUUGUGUCCAGUGAUGAAAACUGCGCUUACUUCGAAGUUUCAGCCAAGAAGAACACCAAUGUGGAUGAGAUGUUCUAUGUCCUCUUCAGCAUGGCCAAGCUACCUCAUGAGAUGAGCCCUGCCCUUCACAGGAAAAUCUCCAUUCAGUAUGGUGACACCUUCCAACAGAAAUCCUUCCGGAUGCGCCGAGUCAAGGACAUGGAUGCCUACGGCAUGAUCUCUCCAUUUGCUCGCCGGCCAAGCGUCAACAGUGACCUGAAGUAUAUCAAAUCGAAAGUUCUCAGGGAAGGUCAGUCAAGAGAGAGAGAGAAAUGCACAAUCCAGUGAAGGGGGCUUGCACUUCUGUCUGCAGUCAUCAUCCACAUGCAGUGCCUUAAAGAAAAAUGGUCUGUGGAAGAACAGAAUGGGCUCACAGGGUUCAUCGAGAAAACCCAAAUGGAGAAAGGAUAACUCUUCCUGCAGAUUCUGCUGUGUCACGAAUGUAAAGAACAUCGUCCUUGUAAAUAACUGGGAAAAAUCAUACGCCUCAGAUACGAGUGCAUU
Molecule: messenger RNA, 1047 nt
Organism: Gavia stellata (red-throated loon)
Lineage: Eukaryota; Metazoa; Chordata; Aves; Gaviiformes; Gaviidae
Gene: RASD2
Product: RASD family member 2
Exons: 3
Coding region: 31-831 (266 amino acids)
Molecular function (GO): GTP binding; GTPase activity
Source: RefSeq, a predicted model, not a curated record